Molecule: messenger RNA, 2153 nt
Organism: Cariama cristata (Red-legged seriema)
Lineage: Eukaryota; Metazoa; Chordata; Aves; Cariamiformes; Cariamidae
Gene: TGFBR1
Product: transforming growth factor, beta receptor 1
Exons: 10
Coding region: 1-1593 (530 amino acids)
Biological process (GO): cellular response to growth factor stimulus; transforming growth factor beta receptor signaling pathway; heart development
Cellular component (GO): activin receptor complex; plasma membrane
Molecular function (GO): activin binding; transforming growth factor beta receptor activity, type I; SMAD binding
Source: RefSeq, a predicted model, not a curated record
AUGGGCAAGGAUAUUCCAGUUUCGUUUCCUCUCCUCCUGGUACGGGUUGUUGCUGAAGAUGCUGAAUUAGUUUUCCUGGUGUGUUCUCAGGUCGUUCAGGGUUUGUUUUUAAUGAGGAUUAAGCCUUUAUAUGCCCUUGGUGCAAAACUUAAGCCAUCAGCAUUACAGUGUUACUGUCAUCUAUGUACAAAAGACAACUUUACAUGUGUGACAGAUGGGCUGUGUUUUACCUCAGUAACACGAACUGCAGACAAAGUCAUACACAAUAGUAUGUGCAUAGCAGAAAUAGAUCUGAUUCCCCGAGACAGGCCAUUUGUUUGUGCCACCUCCGCCAGAGAUGGAGUUGUUACUGUGCCUUAUUGCUGUGACAGAGACCACUGCAAUAAAAUAGAACUUCCAAUUCCAACACCAGGCCCUACUCCAGGAAAACCAGCUUCUAAUCUAGGACCUGUGGAACUGGCUGCUGUCAUUGCUGGACCUGUCUGCUUUGUCUGCAUUUCACUAAUGUUGAUUCUAUAUCUUUGUCAUAAUCGUACUGUAAUUCAUCAUCGUGUGCCAAGUGAAGAAGAUCCCUCACUGGAUCGUCCCUUUAUAUCGGAAGGAACUACUUUAAAGGAUUUAAUUUAUGAUAUGACAACUUCAGGCUCUGGGUCAGGCUUACCUUUACUUGUGCAAAGAACAAUUGCAAGAACUAUAGUACUUCAAGAAAGCAUUGGUAAGGGUCGCUUUGGAGAAGUCUGGCGAGGGAAGUGGAGAGGAGAAGAAGUUGCUGUGAAGAUCUUCUCUUCAAGAGAGGAACGCUCAUGGUUUCGUGAAGCAGAAAUUUAUCAAACAGUUAUGCUACGACAUGAAAACAUUCUUGGAUUUAUAGCUGCAGACAACAAAGACAAUGGCACAUGGACUCAGCUGUGGUUGGUGUCAGACUAUCAUGAGCAUGGAUCACUCUUUGAUUACCUGAACAGGUAUACAGUAACAGUUGAAGGAAUGAUAAAAUUAGCUUUGUCUACUGCCAGUGGUCUUGCUCAUCUUCACAUGGAAAUUGUUGGCACGCAAGGCAAACCAGCGAUUGCCCACAGAGAUUUGAAAUCAAAAAAUAUAUUGGUAAAAAAGAACGGAACAUGCUGCAUUGCAGACCUAGGACUGGCAGUUAGGCAUGAUUCAGCUACAGACACAAUUGAUAUUGCCCCAAACCACAGAGUGGGAACAAAAAGGUACAUGGCACCUGAAGUUCUAGAUGAUUCCAUAAAUAUGAAACACUUUGAGUCAUUCAAGCGAGCAGACAUCUAUGCAAUGGGAUUAGUGUUUUGGGAAAUAGCUCGGCGAUGUUCGAUCGGUGGAAUCCAUGAAGAUUACCAGUUGCCAUACUAUGACCUCGUUCCUUCAGAUCCUUCUGUUGAAGAAAUGAGGAAAGUUGUGUGUGAGCAGAAGUUAAGGCCCAAUAUUCCAAACAGAUGGCAGAGCUGUGAGGUGUUACGAGUAAUGGCAAAAAUUAUGCGAGAAUGCUGGUAUGCCAACGGAGCUGCUAGGCUAACAGCUUUGCGCAUUAAGAAAACAUUAUCGCAACUUAGUCAACAGGAGGGGAUAAAGAUGUAAUCCUGGAUUUGCUACCGAAGAAUACUGUAAAAAUCCGUAUCUGCACCAGAGUGGCAUGUUAAGAAGGUUAAUUGUUCUACCUCAUUGGGAGAACAGAAGGAUAUUGCUGCCUUUUAGUACUUCAUAGGAACGUCACUUAUUAGGAUUUUUGUGGACGUGCUAGUUGGGUCCUUUCUGUGCACUAUGAACCUCUUUCCCAGGUUACUUACAAAACAUUGUGUAGUCUAGUUCUAUUUUUAUUAACCUAUAAUUUUUUUAUUUGGAAAGUUGAUAGCUGGUCUUAACUUCUAGUUAACUGUGCUAAAAAUAGGAGGUCACUCUUAAAAUGGAACUGGUUCACUAUAUUGUUCUAGAGCGCAUUGAAGCAACUUUAUUUCUGACUGGUACAUCGACUAUUCUGAAUCACUGUCACAGCUCUUUGAUUCAGAUUGUGGAUGUACUGUUGGAGUAUACUCUGCUAGCUAUUAAGGUAGUAUAUCUUUUGGACUCUUACCUUGACUUACAAAUUGACCUCAUUUAGUUGUGGGAACAUAAUUUAUGCAACUAUACUUUAUACAUGA